Messenger RNA from Porites evermanni, 6152 nucleotides. NCBI's taxonomy places the organism in Eukaryota, Metazoa, Cnidaria, Anthozoa, Scleractinia, Poritidae. The record is from the annotation of a GenBank genome assembly.
AUGGCCAGAGACAAAUUUAUUCCCGCCAAGCAGUUAAACCUGUUAGCAGCCGGUUGGAUCCAGUUUAACGUGCAUGACUGGUUUGACCAUGGGCCAGUAGAUGUUUCCAGACGUAUAAGGAUAGAGCUUGAUGAAGAUGACCCUGUUUAUAACAAACAUAAAGGCGAGAUGAAAAUUCCAAGAACAAAGCCAGACAGGUGUCAAAUGUGCUCGGUAAAAGAGCAAUCAGUUUAUCAUUUACGCCUAUGGUUAUUUUUAAAUGGUAACUGAUCGAGAGGUAUCGCGGUCAAGCAGUUAGAGCGCUGGACAUGUAAAUCGGAGGACCCGAGUUCAAGUCCUGCCUUAACAAGAUGGAUUUCUUCUCGGUAGUCCCGAGUUCAUUCUUAACCUCUUCCCCACUAGCAUUAAAUUAAUGUUAUAAUUGCUGCCCAGGAUAAAUAGAGGACUUAAACAUAUAUCCAUAUAUACAAAUAAGCCACUGACCUCCGACGAAGGCAAUUAAUUGAUUGCUAACAGGAAUGACUAUAUACUUACCCUGCGAGCACAGGCUACAUUUUCGCGGUAUGAUCGGGCGUGCGUGCUGGCGUGCUACUUUUCGCAUGCCAUCUCAUACCGCGAAAAUGUAGCCUCUGCUCGCAGGGUACUAUAUACUAUUUUCUAUUUGGUCGUUUCUAGGAUACAGACUCCCCAACUACGUAUCAGAAUGAUGUUACACACUGGUGGGACGGUUCUCAAUUGUAUGGUAGCGAUAUCCGUACAAAUAAGAAACUGCGUAGCUUUAGGAAAGGAAAAAUGAAGGUGGGAAAAGAUGGUUGGCUUCCAGUAAACCGCAAAACUGGAAUAGACAUUACUGGUGAGUUUGAAAUACGGUCACCUGAAAGUCUUCUGUUAAUUUCAGACAACAACAACCCAACUCAUGGAAUACCCAUCCUACAGGGUGUUUCAAAAGUUCGUUCCGAUUUUUUAUUCGCACUAAUUAUUUAAAAAAAAGCUUUUGUAAAACUUAGUAUGUUAUUCAUUAUUUAUUUAACAUUGAAUUACUAAAAUAUUAGUGACCAGUAUGUCUUCCUGUAUGUUUUCUGACAUUUUCUAAGCAGUGAGGUAUAGAAUGUACGAGCUCCCAAGACGUGUCCAAAGUCACAUUCUUCUAGGCGAAGCGUAGUCACUGUCUUAGCUCGUCCAGUGUUUUGGGGGCUGGAUCUUUGUAUGUUGUCUCGUCUACAAUAAUCCAGAUGGUCUCUUGGGGGCUCACAUCACAUGAGUUUGCCGGCUGGUCCUCCUUUGGUAUAAAGUUGGCAAUCCUUCUGACACUAUGCUUGCAUGAAGUGUGCACCGCCUUUUCCUCUUUUCAACUUUUUUUGGUAACAUAUCCCCUUACCGCUGUGCUCGAAACAUUGAUCGAUAAUGUGAAGUUGGAAUUUUUUUACCUCUCUGUUUUGUGGAAUUAUUAAGCGUAUACUUACAGCUUUUUCGAUAAUAUUUCUCACACAGUUUGUGAAAAAACGGCCUCGCACUCCUUGGUUUGUCCUCUAAGGUCUUUACUUUUGACCACUUGUUCGGUCAUCGUUCAGACUUCUUCAACAAUUUGACAAUUUUUUUGGACUGAAUGGCCAGAAGACCAUAAAAAUAGAUGCCUGAACUCUAGUACAAACAGUGUAGGCCUUCAUUUUCAUGAAGGAGUAGAGAAAAUGGAAGAAAACGAUAAAAAUACCAAAAUAGAAAACCUACAAAAUGGGCAGGAAAAGUAUGGCGGGAAAAACCUCGCGUACGUGUACAGUUGGCGCAAAAAUUAAAAUAUAUAUAUAAUUUCUUCAAAUUUUAGUUUGAAAUUGCUUUUAACGUUUAUUUAGAUAAAUUUGUUACCUGAAUCAGUUUACAUUUGCCUAAAGAAGCAUUAAAUGCUUUGCGCAAAAUACAAUUUACAAUCGGAACGAACUUUUGAGACACCCUGUAUGUAGCUCCUUUCAAAAGAUUCCUUUUCCAAGUUUACUGGAUAUAACUUUGGUAGGGAGAAUGCCUUGUAUUGCACAAUCCUUAAAUUAAUUUUUUAAAAAUAUACCACUUCUUGUUAGCUGCUCAAAAGGCGAGAAGUUGAUAUUUAUGAGAUAAAUAACUAUCAAAGAGAUACAUCAAAGGGUUUUGUUUUUCUAGGUAGAAAUUUAUGAGGAGUAUAAUGAUAUUAACUAUCACAUCAUUUCUGGGAGGUUUUCUGUCUGUCGGAAGGUUACUUAGUCAAUAGUUGUUUUAGACAAGGCAUUUGGUUCCCUAAUCACUCCAUGUCUUCAUCCUGGCUGGAAAAUAAAGGCGCAAUCAAACCUCGCCACUCAACGCUGUCCUAAGCUUUGGCUUUCACUUCACUCCACGUUAGACCCAUCUCCUCCCCCUCUUUCAUCACCGUUUUCCGCCAAGUCACAGGUUUUUAGCCGGCCUUUUUUCCUCCCUCUCCCAGGUGAGUUGGAGUCCAUCCAGCAAGGCAACUUUGGGUAUCCUGUCACUGGGCAUUUCGUUCCCUAAUUUCAUAGUAACAGGUUAAUAAUAGAAAGACUGUUCCUUGUGAAGAAAUGAAUCUUUGACUUCUUCUAAAGGUUUUAGCAACAACUGGUGGAUCGGUCUGAGUCUCAUGCACAACAUAUUCACAAGAGAACACAACGCUAUUUGUGAUAUGCUGCUGAAGUUCCACCCUGAUUGGUCAGACCAGCAAUUGUAUGACAUAACCAGGUAACUGAAUGUUAAAUGAAAAGAACCGCGAGUGAAUUAACCAUAUUAGGCAUGAAUAAGUUUGGUAGUCUUUUGGCACUAGGCUUGAUGAGCUGCCAAAGUUCAACUUAACAAAAAGUACUAAAGAUUUGGCAGCGCCUGAGUAAAUACUGAAAAUUGAUUAAUUUUUUUGAAAAAAAGUUCAAAAAACUGAAGUGACAUGUAAACCACUCCAUUGUUUCAGUGUAACGGCUAAUUCACUCUUGUACAGCUAUUUCUAAAAAGGUUGUCGGAAAAACUGUGCACGCGACCAUCCCAAAAGGUAAUAUGGGAUAUGAUUAAUACACCGUUCCUGACACUGUAGCUGUCGAACCUACUUUUAUUGCUUUCCUUUAGCACUCGCAAACAUACGUCCAUGGCCUCUCUUGCUAUUGUUUGAAAUUUCUUUGAAAAACAGUGAACUAAAAACCACCCACAAUAUCUUUCGGGAUUGUCGCGUGCACUUUUUCCGACAACCUUUCUCGAAAUAGCUGUAUACAGACCUUUAUUUCCAAUACUGCUAGAGAAGGCUACAACAUCUAAUUCGUGCCACUACACUAACAGUGUUAAAAACAAUACAGUCGUCAAUGCGUCGAAAUCGAUCAAUUUAGGUCGUUACUUCGAGUGAAUGCCGAAGCUGCAAACUCUCGUCAAAAAACAUAAUAAGGAAGAACAAAAGACUAGGCCACAAGACCUCUAAAGGCGGGAAAAAAAUCGAAACAGGGAGCCCAUCCGCAACAAUAUUCUCAUUAUCGAUGUCAGACCGUUGUAAAACUCCCUGAGAGCUCUUUUCCACGCCUUGCGUACCCUACAGCUCGCUAAUUCAUUGAUUUACAGUCAUUUUAUAGAUUAAGUAAUUUGAUUACGCUCUUUCGUUUUUUGCUAUACAGGUUGAUCAACACAGCCACGAUUCAGAAAAUUCACACAGUGGAAUGGACACCAGCCAUUCUAAACAACAGUGUUCUGCGCGCAGGGGUAAAUGUAAACUUUGGCUUAAGCCCAGGGAAAGAGGUUUUUGAUUGGCUUGCUGCACACAAUAUAAGUAUUGACGCGAGCGGUGCGGUAUUGAAGCCACUUGUUGGCUCUCCAAGCAAGUUUUACGGCGUCCCUUUCUCUCUGACUGAAGAAUUUGUAUCGGUGUACCGCAUGCAUCCGUUGUUACCAGACGAUCUGUACAUGCGCUCGGUUGAAACUGGACAAAGAACUGGAAAGUCAUAUUCUCUCCCCGAGUACUCUUUCAAAGGAGCUAGGGAUAUCUUGAAGAAACACAGUGUAGAUAACGUUGUAUACACAUUCGGCGUUGAGCAUCCAGGUGCGCUUACUCUUCAUAACUACCCAAAGGCCUUGAUGAACCUCAAGUUACCAAGGCAUCAACAGAACGGAGAGGUGAGAAAACCAGUAUGGUAUGGGGAGGGACUACUUCUAUAAUCACUCAUCUAGCUUAAUUGACUGGAUACUUUUCUGUGGAGCUUCGGGUCCGGGCUCGAUUCCAAGCCGGUGGUUGGGAGAAGAAAGCAGUUAACCCUUGGCCCAAACAUUUGAAAAUAGUUAGAUUUCGUAGCCAUUUCCCUCUAGCAAUGCUUUUAUCUAAUCUGACUCUGUGAGGCGUGACGGAGAUAUUUAAAGCUAUCGCUGUGAACUCUCCUUGUGUCACAUUUCUCAUCUCACGUUCACAUUGGGGCAUUCCUAAUCUAACCUUCUAUUGGCUGCGCCACAAGCAAUCUGGCAAAGAACCCCAACACAGUAUCGUAAAUUAUCCAGGAAAAUUCCAUCAGACCGAAGAGAGUGAUAAAUGAAAUAAAUCGGAGAACCCUAGAACUGUGGUGUGUCGAUCGUCAGCAGCACUUUCAUCCUACACAGAGGCUCUCCUUAGUGAAAGGCAGAGAAAUUUAAUGGCUUGUAGUGCUUUAACCUCGGACAAAACCUGUUGAGACACAUUACAAACUCGUCCUGACAAAAAUGCCUACCGUCGCAAAUUGAUGCACCAUUUCCCCUUCACUAUUCCAAUAUAUCACCAGAAAUUCACGCGUGAGUUGUUAGACCAAGACAACUUUGAACAGGGGGCCGGGAGGGGACGACUUUGUUCAGUUUAGAGGAGAUUGCAACAUGGCGCGAAAUUGAAAUAAUACAUGGAAUUGUCUCAACAGUUUUAUCCGAGGUUGUAGGUAUCCGUGGAGGAAAAGAUCAACGUAAUGAAGAAAAAACAAUUUCUUAGGAAAAAGAUAUUCUCUUUCGUUUCAGACUAUUGAUCUAGCAACCAUCGACAUUUUGCGCGAUAGAGAACGUGGCAUUCCACGAUAUAAUGAGUUCAGACGAUUGACAAACCUUCCUCCUGUGGAGUCCUUUGAAAAGCUUACGCCAAACAUGAAACAUUCCAGCCUGCUUAAGGAACUGUAUGACGACGACAUUGAGAAAUUAGACCUCCUGAUUGGUUGCCUAGCAGAGGAGCCCCGGCCUGACGGUUGUGGAUUUGGUGAAACAGCGUUUAAUAUAUUCGUUCUUAUGGCCAGCAGAAGACUACAAACUGACAGGUGAGUUGAUUGAUUGACUUGCGGAUUGAUUAAUUGAUUGAUUGAUUGAUUGAUUGAUUGAUCGAUUGGUUGAUUGAUUGGUUGAUUGAUUUACUGAUUGACUGAUUGGUUGGUUGAUUGAUUUUCGAUUGAUUUUCGAUUGAUUGAUUGGUUGAUUGAUGUUUGAUUGAUUGAUUGAUUGAUUGAUUGAUUGACGGAUGGACUGACUGACUGACCGACCGACUUACUGACUGAUUGAUUGAUUGACUACCUGACUUACUGAAGUACUGAUUGAUUGAUUGAUUGAUUGGUUGAUUGAUUAGGUUUCUACAUGACUCGAUUUUAAAAGAAUUCCAAACACCAUGCGAAAUAUAAAAAUCAAAUUUUCAUUCCUGGAAGAUCGCAAAUUGAACUAAGAAAUGAAAAUCUACAAGCUUUAACAAUCGUGAAAAUCAGAGCCAGCAGUGCAAGAAAAGAGUCUGUAUAGGGUGUAGACCAAAGUACAAUGAUUGGGGCAGAGCACUGUUUUAAAAGAGGCCCCAAGUUUGUUUUGUGUAGUCGCGGGUUCAAAUCCUCGCUCGACAAAGCUUCUAAAUUACCGACCAGUUUUAGCCCGGGUUAUAUUUGAUCAUUUACAGGAAGCCUCCCUCCUCCAUUGAAAGGGAAAAGUCCCUAAAAGGAGCUAUUAGUACCCAUUUAUUGUCCACCGUAGUGGUUCAUUCUUUAAUGUUUUUCUUUAGGUUUAUGACCGAUGAUUUCACUUCAGACAUCUACACCAAAGAGGGACUUGAAUGGAUUCAAAACGCAAAUAUGAGCAAUGUGCUUAUCCGGGCAUUCCCUGAAAUCAAAGGGCUGGAAGAAAUGUUGCAAAAUGUGGAGAAUGCGUUUUUCCCCUGGCCAGUUUGA